UUACUGUCAAGUUUGACAGGUGUAAUUUCGCCGUUUCUCCACACUCUUAACACUCAAAAACUCUGAUUUUAUUAAUUGAAUUCUAGUUUUCCAAAGUCUUAAAUAAUCUUAAGUUUCCAAAAUGUGGUACGACAUUCUACCAUCGAUUUUGAUUAUUGGUUGCGCUAUGGCCGUACCCACAUAUUUCACGUACUGCAUGAAUUGGUUUGUGCUGGGAAAUCCUCAUAGGCGAUCUUUAAUAAACCAGGAUUUGCGCAUGCAGUAUUUAAGAACCAUUCACCUUACUGGAGAUCCCUAUAACGUUAAUGGACUGGAGUGUGUUCCUGAUGAGGACCCAAAAGAGGAGUGCAAGGAAGGAGAAGUCGAAGAUUGUCCCGAAGGUCAAGAAUAUGUCGAAGAUGAAAAGACUGAAUAAUGGAAAAUUAUAAACAUAGUUAAUCUCACUUAUUUGUUAAGUACUUUAUAAGAAUAUGAAUUAAUAAAAUAAU
Messenger RNA from Anthonomus grandis grandis, 488 nucleotides. RefSeq lists its product as uncharacterized. The record is from RefSeq and is a predicted model, not a curated record. The transcript is spliced from 2 exons. Lineage: Eukaryota; Metazoa; Arthropoda; Insecta; Coleoptera; Curculionidae. The coding region runs from base 122 to 415 and encodes 97 amino acids.